Messenger RNA from Malassezia restricta, 3066 nucleotides. RefSeq names its product tubulin-specific chaperone D. The record is from RefSeq and is a predicted model, not a curated record. Gene Ontology annotation, biological process: microtubule cytoskeleton organization; tubulin complex assembly; post-chaperonin tubulin folding pathway. The transcript has a single exon. Gene Ontology annotation, molecular function: GTPase activator activity; beta-tubulin binding. Lineage: Eukaryota; Fungi; Basidiomycota; Malasseziomycetes; Malasseziales; Malasseziaceae. The coding region runs from base 1 to 3066 and encodes 1021 amino acids.
AUGUCGGCGGACGAGCCUGACGAGCUUCUGUGCGAGGGCGCCGAGCUCGUCCGCUUUGAGCAGUAUGAUGCGUUUAUGGAGAAGCAGCAUGCGAUGCUGGCGUGUGUCGGGGUGCAUGAUGAAGACGGUGCGUGUGCGUAUCUACCGGCGUUGGAGGCAGAAUUGCAGCGGUAUCAAGAACAGGCGUACGUGCUUGAUCCGUUCUUGGAACGACUCGUUACGCCCGUGGCUCAGACGAUGCGUGCGCAGGUUCUGGAGAGCGGCUGUAUGUGCAUGGCACCUGUGGCGCGCCUCUUGUACAUGUAUACCAAGGUGCGUGGCUACAAGGUCGUGUCUCGCUUUUUCCCUCACCAAGUGCGCGAGAUGCCCUUGCUCCUCGACGCCCUCGAGCGAUUCGAGAGUCCGACGUGGGAAUGCCUGUACGUGCUGCUGCUGUGGCUGUCGUCGGUGGUGCUUGUCCCUUUCCCGCUGGACCGCGGCACGCCGUCUCCGUCGGAGCGCAUUCACCGCCUCUGUGCCAGGUUCCUGUCUAGGCCAGGCAAGGAGCGCGAUGCUGCGAGUAUCGUGCUAGGACGCUUGUACGCGCGUGAAGAAUGCGAGCUCUUCUUUUCGGCGUUCCUUCAAGAUGCUGAGCAGGCCACUGCGUCGCUCGUGCCCACAGGCGUACUGCAAACACUCUGUGCGUUCGUCAAGCAGGCGGAUGCAUCCCUCAUACGAGCGCACUAUGAUGCGAUGUUGCGUGUCAUCGCCCAUCUCCGCACAGUUGAUACACGCAACAUGCUAGUCGAUCGUUACGCCAUCAAGCUCGAAGGGCGUCUCGCGAUGCAUGAUCCACGAGACGCCCAUGUGGAUACCCUGCUGCAUGCACUGGCCCAUGCCGACUCACGCGUGCGCUACAGUGCGGCUAAGGGCACGGCGCGCGUUGCCUCGCGCCUCCCGCACGCAUGGCGCGCGCAGAUCCUCGAGGCACUGCUGACCAUGCUCUCUGAGCAUAUUCUGUCUCACACGAUGCCAGAUGGCCUGCACGAAGCACGCGCGUUCAGUGAGCAGACAGCCGAGACACUGCGGUGCGUUGACCUGCAUGGCGUGUCCGAGUAUACGUGGCACGGCGUGUUUCUGGCGCUGGCCGAGUGCAUCCGUCGCGCGGCGGUGCCCAUCGACGUACGAAUGGUGUACUGGACACUCACGGGCCUCGUGUUUGACGUUCGUCGCGCCACAGGCUCCACAGGCACAAGUGUGCGUGAUGCGUGCUGCUACGUCCUGUGGUCUCUCGCACGUACGCGCGACGCGCCUCAUGUGCUCGCUGUGCCGAUAGCCCAGCGCCUCAUUAUCGCCGCCACGCUCGACCGCGACGUGGCUGUCCGACGUGCCGCCAGUGCGGCGUUCCAAGAAUGGGUCGGUCGUGCGACGGUGCCGCAUGGCAUCGACAUCCUCCGCACCGCCGACUUUGCCGCCGUCGGCACACGUCGGCAUGCGUACUUGACAUGCGCGCCUUUCGUGGCCCAGUUCGACACGUAUCGCCCGGGCCUCGUGGCGUAUGCAGAACGCUCGCUUCUCUCGCACUGGGAUGCCGCUGUGCGCAUACUGGGUGCCCAGGCACUCGCUCGCAUGCUCGCUGGACGCGAUGCCCGUCCUGUGCUGCUGCGUCUGUGCCCUCGUUCAGCGAGUCACGACACCGACGUGGCCCAUGGCGCGCUGGUGGCGCUGGCGCAUCUUGUGCGUGACCACCCUGCUCUGGCGCAGGAGGCCUGUCGUGCCGCGCUGAGCACGUCGCCGAGUGUGUGGCGUGCGCCUGGCGGCGCGUCGAUUCUUGCCUCGGCGUGCCAUGUUGUGUCCCUUUGUCUUGCGCCGACCGACACGGCGCCUCUGCGCUCCCUGUGGAACGAGGCAGUGCUGCGACCUGAAGUCGAGGUGCAGGACAUGGUCGUGGCGUCGAUCCGAGCCCUCAAGGACCAUGUCAUCGUGCACGACCUCGUGCGCACUUGGCUCGAUACGUGGCCGAGCCUGUCUCCGGACACACAGUGCGUGGCUGCCAAGGCGAUGGGCGUCGUGGACGUGUACGCCGAUGAGCGGUGUGAGCGCCUGUGCGACGUGCUGCGGUCGGGCGCCGUCGAGGCGCGCUGUGCAGCGGCACGCUCCCUGUCGACGCUGCCGACGCACCGUGUUGUGCCAGCGCUGCGUGCUGGGCUGCAUGACAUGACGACGGAUGCGCGAGGCGACGUCGGCUCGUGGGUCCGCGUGGCCUGCAUCGAGAGUCUCGGCGCGCUCGAGUGCGAUGCUGACACGCUCGUCGAUAUGGCCGGUCUGCUCAUGGAGCGGAUCGAUACGGUCCGAGUCAAGGCGGCCGACGUGCUGAGCCGGAUGAACGCGUCAUGGCGCGAUGCGAUCGGAGAUCCCUCGUUGCUGCGUGAUGCCAGCUACGCCUUUCCACAUCUCAUGCCCCUCCUCGAUGAGCCUGCGUACCGCUUUUCGCUUCUGCGCUCCCUCGUUCGCACGAUAGGCAGCCGAUCGGACAUGGCGCUGCGCGUCGCCGGACAGGCGCUCGUGCAAUGGGCGAAGCAGGCUUCGAGCGACAAGGUCCAGGAUGUAGGUGUGAUGCUGCACCGCCAAGCCAACACACACGCGCGCGAUAACCGCACCUUUGUACCGGUCCUGCAGACGGUCCAACUGCUAUUGGAUUGGGACGUGCGCCUCGAUGUGCCCCUUCUGGCGCGUUUCGUGCGUCUCGCGAGCCAUCAUGUCGACAAGGUGCAUAGUGUGCCGCGCAUCCUCGCCGCCAUGCGCAUCUGCGUGCAUGCAAGCCAGGUGCCUGGCGCCGUGCCUGACGCUGCUGCGUACCUGAUACCCUUUCUGACGCAUCGAUAUCCGGCCGUGCGCAUCCACACCAGCGAGCAGCUGUUCCUCCUUGUACAAGAGCUCAGCAUGGAGCACGACACGACCGAGAUCGAGGCCGCACUGCUCGACACGCCCUGGGCCACGGCACCGCCGACGGAUCUUGGCGCCGCGUCGACUCACAUCGUACAUUGUAUCUAUGAUAUACUGGCAGCCAAACACCGUGCUCCGUAG